GUAUUUUCUCAACUGGUGACCUCCCGAGUGAGCUGUCGUCUUAUCGGUGAGGCAUGUGAGGUGCUUAUGUGGACCACGAAUCGGCACGAUAUACGAUUACGGACUUGUUGAAAUGCGUCCAUGAUCGAAGACUUUAAAAUUUACCUUCAUGUCAAUAUAACCCUGAAACACGUAUUCCUACAACACGUUGAACAGUGAGCUGUCCCUCACAAACCGUGACCAAUCCACUUCCGCCUAAACAUGUCCAGCGGAAAGAAUCUCGAUUUUCCGAACAUUAAAACCUUAUCCAGUUCUGCUUUUCCUAUUGUUCUUGGUGAUUUGUUGGAGAAUUCUAAAUAUGACUGAUGAUACAGGCCAAAACUUGACCCAUCUGUUUAGUACAGAGGAUAAUGUGACCAGUACACCAGUCGGCUCAAACACUACAAUACAACAGUUGAGUGAUGUGAUGACUACGAUUCUGGCGAAUGUCACUGGUAAUUUAAGUGAUUACGAGGACAACAGUACAAUGAAGGAAAUGGGCGACCCUUGUGCUGUUGUCUCCUCCGAGAAGAGCAUGGAAGGAACUGAAUUUUAUAUUGGAUUAUCUCUUGCUCUCAGCUCUAGUUUAUUCAUAGGCAGCAGUUUUAUUUUCAAGAAACUGGGACUCCUGAAAUUGGCCAAGAACCAAGGCACAAGAGCAGGACAGGGAGGCUAUGGCUACCUGAAGGAAUGGCUCUGGUGGUCGGGCAUGAUACUCAUGAUCACGGGAGAGUUCGCAAACUUCGCUGCCUACGCCUUCGCCCCUGCCACUCUUGUUACCCCUUUGGGGGCACUCAGUGUCUUAGUGAGUGCUGUCCUGUCAUCACGGUUCUUAAACGAAAAGCUGAACCUGCUUGGAAAAAUUGGCUGUGCUCUGUGUGUGCUGGGGUCAACAGUGAUGGUCAUACACUCACCAAAGGAACAGGAGGUCAACAGCAUGUCCUGUCUACUGGACAAGAUUGAGGAACCAGGAUUCAUCAUUUACUGUAUCUUCAUUGUGUCGCUGGCUAUAUUUGGAAUAUUUUUCCUGGCACCACGCUACGCUCACAAAAACGUGUUUGUCUACAUCAUGAUAUGUUCUACGCUCGGAUCGUUUACCGUGGCUGGAUGUAAGGGACUCGGGGUGGCGCUGAAGCAGACGUUUAAUGGUGACAACCAGUUUACCAGUUGGUUGACUUGGAUUUUACUCGCUGUUGUGAUUAUCUGUAUACUGGUCCAACUUAAUUAUCUCAACCGUGCUUUAGACCAAUAUAACACAUCAGUAGUAACACCGAUAUAUUACGUGUUUUUCACAUCCUGUGUCAUUGUAGCGUCCCUGAUAUUGUUUAAGGAGUGGGGGGCCAUUUCGCCACAGGACAGUAUUGGAAACCUUUGUGGAUUUUUAGUGAUAAUCGUGGGUAUAUUUUUACUGCAAGCUUUUAAAGACAUGAAUGUGUCGCUGUCAAACUUGACCACGAUGAAACGCGAAGUGGAAUCGAGUACCAACGGGGACAUAUCCACGCCAGUGGCGUACGACCAAAAUUACGCAGACUACCACGACGAUGAACUUGGCUUGCUGGAUGAGGAUACUGUUAGCAACGAAAAUAGUGAAAUUCAACUUGAAACAGAAUACAGAGACGACGUGGAGUUUAGAUAGUCAUACCAGCCAUCAAAAUGAUCUAGAAAGAUACGUUGUUAAUUAUAUCAAACUAUAGCAUAAUAUGUGUCCUAGGACGGAAUGUGUGGACAUGAAUGUUUAACCUCUAAUGAAAGUCCUCAUCGUCUGAUUGUUCUCUAAAAGUCUACUCGUCCUAACCAGAUGAAAGGAUUGGGACCAAAGUGAAAGAGUUUUAUGUGUGGUGCUGUAUCAUGGAUCUGCUAGGGAACUCUCUGAAAACUCUUAUAUGUAACAGAUAUGUUCAUCGUUAUUUUGAUAAUUUUGUAUUUGCUAUCCCUGGUAACCAUCUAGUUUGAAGCCCAUUAUCAGAAAUGGCCUAGAUAUCUAUAACGUUACUAACAUCUCAGGAUCUAACUAUGCACAUGAGGUAGAGUGGCCCACUAAUAUUCUACUGUAUACAGGCCUAUGUAAGUAGUCUACAAAUGUCCUGUCAAAUGAUUCUUACAGAUGAAAAUUUUUUGAUUGCUGGCAUUUUGAGAAGUUAGACCAUUUUGAAAUGGUACGCAUAAAUGUUACAGAAAAGUAUAUUAAAGUAUUAACAUGUUAUGUAACUCCUAGUGUGACAAGAUUCUGUUAUCCAAAGUUCCCCUCAGUCGUAGAACUUUGAAUUUUAUCCAAAGCUUCUCUCAGUCCGAGUCGUAGAACUUUGUAUUUUAUCCAAAGCUCCACUAAGUCAGAGUUGUAGAACUUUGUAUUUUAUCCAUAGCUCCACUAAGUCUGAGUCGUAGAACUUUGUAUUUUAUCCAAAGCUCCUCUCAGUCCGAGUCGUAGAACUUUGUAUUUUAUCCAAAGCUCCUCUUGGUCAGAGUCGUAGAACUUUGUAUUUUAUCCAAAGCUCCACUAAUUAAGUCAGAGUCGUAGAACUUUGUAUUUUAUCCAAAGCUUCUCUCAGUCAGAGUUGUAGAACUUUGUAUUUUAUCCAAAGCUCCACUAAGUCCGAGUCGUAGAACUCAGUAUUUUAUCCAAAGCUCCACUAAGUCCGAGUCGUAGAACUCAGUAUUUUAUCCAAAGCUCCACUAAGUCCGAGUCGUAGAACUCUGUAUUUUAUCCAAUGGAAAUGGGGAAGUAUCUAAAAAAAAAUGUAGUCGUGAACUUUGUAUUUUAUCCAAAGCUCCAUUAAGUCCGAGUCGUAGAACUCUGUAUUUUAUCCAAUGGAAAUGGGGAAGUAUCUAAAAAAAAAUGUAAUUUAGAACUCUUCUUUAUUGGAAAUGCAAAAAAGAACACAGGGACUCUCUACCUUAAGAGUUUACUUAAGAUAAAUAACUGUAUGUGAGUGACACAUCCCCAGGGGCCUCUUGUUAAAGUGCUAAUAGUAGAUAUGACACAAGAGAAAUCCUUGUCAGGAUUACAGCAAUUUUCUCUGUAAAACCAAUGCUGUAUUAGUUAGUUUGUUUGAGAAACUUUUCAGGAUUACAGCGAUUUUCUCUGUAAAACCUACGCUGUAUCAGGUAGUUUGUUUUUUAUCAAUGUGAAGAUCACAACGGUCAUAUGUGUGAAACACACUUCAUUACAGCCGAUAUUAGAUGAUAUGAUAUUGUUUUCGUUGUUGAAUAUAAGCAGACUGUUUCCUAGAUUUAGUGAUUAGACUCUGGAAGCCUGUAGAACUAUUGUUGAUAUUUUUACUUUGUACCUCAAAUGUCAAAAUGUUUGUUAAUCAUGAAAUUUGUCUCGUUGUAUAUACUUGUAUUUAAACAUAUCAACUUUGCUUUAUACAAACACAUAUGUAUUCUAUAUUUUCAAAGAUUAUUGACAAAUUUUAUUGUUUCAAACAAUAUUUUGUAAUCAUUUUAAUCAUGAGUUAAAGUUUGGUGUAAAUCCGUGUGGUAAAACUAGGUCUCAAAAUAAAAUGUGAUUUCCAUAA
This is a messenger RNA of Pecten maximus, 3536 nucleotides long. Its product is annotated as magnesium transporter NIPA2-like. The transcript has 7 exons. NCBI's taxonomy places the organism in Eukaryota, Metazoa, Mollusca, Bivalvia, Pectinida, Pectinidae. The record is from RefSeq and is a predicted model, not a curated record. Gene Ontology annotation, molecular function: magnesium ion transmembrane transporter activity. Gene Ontology annotation, cellular component: membrane. Gene Ontology annotation, biological process: magnesium ion transport. Bases 338 to 1654 code for a protein of 438 amino acids.